Chlamydomonas reinhardtii is the source of this 7692-nucleotide messenger RNA. RefSeq lists its product as uncharacterized. Bases 509 to 5242 code for a protein of 1577 amino acids. NCBI's taxonomy places the organism in Eukaryota, Viridiplantae, Chlorophyta, Chlorophyceae, Chlamydomonadales, Chlamydomonadaceae. The transcript has 4 exons. The record is from RefSeq and is a predicted model, not a curated record.
AUUCAGGCUUCAGUCGGGUUGCUUCGGCACCACGGUUUCCCGCGCGCGGCUUCAGAGUUGAGUUGUCCUGAAAGGCUGCACGUGGCAUUGCAUUAACGAAGCAUUUCUCCUGUUGAUUGGUGAUUGCGAUAUGAAAAGGCGGGUGCAAAAGAGUGAAUCAUUCCCACUCGCCACAUCCUGAAAUCGCCAAGCCUAUUUAGCGCAGCCGACACAAGCUUAAUGAUAUAUGUGCGCUAUACCUGUAUCAUCGGAUUGAUGCAUCUCAGCGCACAGGUUUAGCCAUCUAGAGUGACACCGCACUAGGACCCGUGCGCGUGCGCUGAAGCACUGCAUACGUAGAUAAAACGUCCUGCAUGUCAACUUGGCGAUUUCAGGCAGCCGCGAUGAACGGCUAGGGAGAGCGCCUCACCUCGCUCCCUACCUCCGAGGCAUCCGUUUCGCGCUUACUUCCCAUUUUUCUUGAUUGGCCUCGCGAUCGCGCUGGGAACUGUUAUUGUCCAAUCUCAGAAUGGAUAAGGAAGCACAAGGUUACGAGCCCGGCGACCGUGUCGACGACGGCGCGCCCGCGGCGGCUGCUGCUGCUGGUGCGGCCACCCACACACGCGGCGGCUGGCCCAGCUCGGUGGCAUUGGCGGCAGCCCCCCAUGCUGCUGGCCCGAUGGCAGGAGGGCCCCCCGCCGGCACCGCCGCUGCUUUCCACCAGCAGGCGAACCCAUGGCUUGGGGGCGCAGCGACAGCCGGCGGGGCACCAAUCCAGCAACAGCAGGCGGCCCUCAACGAGCAGCGCCGGCGUGAAAUGCAGCCACAGCGGCCGCAGCAGCCUCUACCUCAGCCGGAGCCAGCGUUCGGACAGCACCAACAGACUCCCAGCAUCAGCAGUGAUGAAGUGCGCCUGGCGCAUGCCCAAAGCCAACACCAACAACAACAGCUGCAGUUGCAGUUGCAAAGCAAUGAAAUGCAGCAGCGCCUGUCCGCUGUGGCCGCAGCAGUGCGGCAGCGGCCUCAGCAACCCCUGUCAUUCCACCAGCCACAACAACACCAACAAGACCAGUACGAGCUUGAAUUACAGCACCAGCAUGAAUUACAGCACCAGCAGCACCAACAGCAAAACUACCCCCACCAGCAGCACCACCACCAUCAGCAAUGGCACCAGCAUCAACAGCAGCACCACCACCACCCACACUGGCACCAAAGCCAACACUUCUACCCGCAGCAGCAGCAGCAGCAGCAGCAGCAGCAGCAGCAGCAGCAGCAGCAGCAGCAGCAGCCGCUACAGCCGGUGGCCGAGGCGGAGGACCCACAGGUGGACGCAAACCCCUGCGCCCCCACCCGCAUGAGCUCCAGUGGAAGCGGCAGUGGCGGCUCUGGCGGCGAGGACGCGGCGGCGGGCGGUCGUCGCGGCGGAGACCGCAGUGGCGGCGGGGGGCCUGGCGGACAGCACAGAGCCGCGGCGGGCGCCGUGGGCGGCGGCGGCGGCGGGCCGCUACAACCCCAGCAGCAGCAGCCUCUGCUGCAGCCUCGGCAGUCGCAGGCUCAGCCCCAGUCACAGCAGCCGUCACAGCAGCCGUCACAGCAGCCGAUACGGCCGCACCCGUUUGGGGAUGUGGCAGCGGCGGCACCUGCUACUGCCCCUGCUGUGGAGGUGGUGUGGAAUGCGCCUUCAUCUUCGGCGGCGGUCACUGCUGCGGCGCUGAUCCGCCUAGCCGCCGCCGCCGCCGCGACGCCGCCCCCGGCAGCGGGCACGCCUCUGCCUCCGCCAUCCUGGCCUCCCAUCACCGCCGCCGCCGCCGCCACGGCACCCAACCUGUACGGCGGCUACAUCCAUGCCAGCAGCAGCGGUACGGCGCCAGCAGGCGCUGCUGGGAUGGCGGCGGGUGGCGGCAGCAGUAGUGGCGGCGGCGGUAUGCUGCUGCCGGGAAGCCGCCUGGGGGCGGGCUUCGGCAUCAACCCUGGCGUCGGCGGAGGCGGCGCCGGCGCCGGCGCCGGCGGCGGCGGUGCCGGCGGUGAGGGUGCUGGCAGCAGCAUCAGCAUCAGCCUGGCAGGUGGCACCAGCAGCAGCAGCGGGCGGCUGGGCGGCGGUGGUGGCGGUGGUGGUGGUGGUGGUGAGCGGGCAGCGGGACUACUGGCGCCUGGCGCCCUGCUGGCCGCAGCAGCUGCAGGUGGCAAGGCCGCGGGCGGGGCCGCACCGCACAUGGCCGCACAUGGGCAGUUGUUUGCACCGCUGCCGCACACGGCGGCGGCAGCAGAUAGCGCUGGCGCUGGCGCUGCUGGGGGCGGCCCUGGCCCCGGCGCUGGUGUGGGCGGGUCGGGAGAUGCGGCUGCUGCUGCGACCUACGCCGCUGCAGCAGCACCAGCGGCCGCUUGGUUCGCGGCACGCUCCAAUGCGCUCGCAGCUGUUGUCGCGAAGCCGCCGCCGCCGCCAUCACAUCCACCCUCAGCCUUCGCCGCGUCGCCGCCGCCGCCGGCCGCGCAUCCGCCGAGCCAGCAGCCCCCGCCUCAGCAUUCAUCUCCGCAGCAGCCGCCAGUGCACUCCGCCGCGCCGCCGCUGCCAUCGUCGCUGCCUGCUGUAGCAACCGCCGGGUCCACCAAGCGGCGCACCGCGCCCGCAGACGACCCCACCACCGCAGCAGCCGGCGGCUACUGGGCAACACCCACACGCGUGGCCGCUCCUCGGCUUGGCCUGGUGGGAGAGGGCGCGUCGCCAAGUGCCGUGGCGGCGGCGGCGGCGUCUGCCUCUGCACCGUUCAGCCCGUUCGCCGUCGCCGCUGCCACCGGCGUUCUGCCGGCAGGCCCCAGCAGCCUGUUGGGCCGCCCCGCCGCCGCCGGCUUUGCCGCCGCCAUGCAUGCGGCCACGGGGCCGUCGUCUGCGGCUGCGCCUGAGGCCGGGGCGGUGCAGCAGCGGGUGCGGCCUGGUGCCGCGGCAGCGGAGAGUGGCAGCGGAAGCGGAAGCGCGAGCGGAAGCGCAGCAGCAGCGCCGCCGCCGCCGCCGCAGCAGCCCCGGCAGCAACAGCAACAGCAGUUUUGGGCGCCCCCGCCGCCACCGCCGCCGCCGCAGCUGCGGUCACCGCCACCACAGCCGCCACCUCCGCCGCAACGACUGCAGUCCCAGGUGGGGGCGGCGGCUACUGCGGCUGCGGGCGCGGGUGCUCCUCGGCUGAACCCCUUUGGUGAGAUGGCGGCGGCUGCGGCGGCGCUGUCGCCCUGGCCGGCGGCGCCACUGCUGCUGCGCUCUGCGCGCUCCGAGGCGGCGACUCACGAUGGCCGCUUCCAGACUGACAUGGAUGCACUCAUCGCACAGCAGCAGCACCUGCAGCAACAGCAGCAGCAGCAGCAGCAGCAGCAGCAGCAGCAGCAGCAGCAGCAGCAGGAGCGGCAGCAGCAACACCACCAGUCGCACAGCCAGCCGCUGCCAUCAUUGGCCAUCGCGGGUGCCGCUGCGUCGCCGCGCUCCGCAGGUGGCGGCGGCGGUGGCGGCGGCGGUGGCGGCGGCGAUGGCAGUAGCAACAACAGCAACAGCCGGGGCACAGGCGGCGGCGGUGCAUUGCUGUGGGAACCCAACGCCACCGGCGGCGCGCCCGGGGAAGCAUUGGGCGCAGUGGCCGCAAUGCAUGCGCACUGGAGCGCUGAUGCCCUGGUGGCCGCCGGGGGUGGGGACGGGGGUGGGGACGGGGGCGGCACCGGCACCGGCACCAUCAGCAAUAAUGCAGCGGGUAUUGUGGUGACGGACGCAAUCCAUGGGCUCCAACAACAGCAGCAGCAGCGCCAGCAGCAGCAGCGCCAACAGCCCCUGCAGUAUCAAGUCCCUGCUGCUGGGCCGCAAACAGCGCCGCCGCCACUUGCGGCCCAGCCGCCGCCACCGCCGCCUCAGCAGCAGCAGCAGCAGCAGCAGCAGCAGCAGCAGCAGCAGCCGCAGGUGUGGCAGGCGUGGCAAUUGCAGCAGCAACCGAUGCAGAUGCAGGUGCAGCAGCCACCUCAGCCGCAGCAGCAGCAACUGCCUCACUCGGCUGCUGCUGCCGCCACCGCUCACGGCGCUCAUGCCACCGCCGCCACCGCCGCGGCUGGGGGCUGGAGCACGUCACCUUCCCCGCCCACCUCGGCCUCACAGCUGCAGUUGCAGCAGCUGCAACAUCUGCAACAGCUGCUGUCGGCACAGCCGCCGCCGCCGGCCCUGCCGCCGCUGGCCCCGCCGCCGCCGGCCCUGCCGCCGCCGCAGCCACAAGCUCCGCCUCCAUUGCACGUGCAACCGGCAUCCAGCCACCCCCCGCCAUACCCCCUGCUGCACCAAUACCGCAUGCCGCCGCCGCCCCCGCCGCCGCGCACGUCACCGUUCCCCCUGGACGGCUCGUCCUCCUCCGCCAACGCCGCCACCUCCUCCUCGGCUGGCACCACAAGUGGGAGUGCCGUGGGGUCGACCACCGCGGCGACGGCGGCCCUGUCUCUGGCGCCCGCCGCCGCCACCCCUGCUGGCGCCGCCACCCCAGCCACCGCCGCCACCCCGGCCGCCGCCACCAACCCGGCCUCUGCCUCCCUUGCAGCUGCCUUCCAGGCGCCACCUUUCCAGCAGCAGCAGCAGCAGCUACAAGUUGCAGCGCUGCCGGCGGCAGUAGCAGCGGCUGGGUGCGUCAACCUGAUGGCAGUAGCAGCAGGAGCUGGUGCCGGCGCUGCUACUGCCACUGCUACUGCCACCGCUGUUGCUACGGCGGCCCGCGCUGUGGCUGUGACCCUGUCAGUGCCUCCUCCGGGUCCGCUGCAGCUGCUCCCGCUCAACCCCUUUGCCGCGGUCGCAGCCGCGGCCUCCGAGCUCGCCGCAACAUCCACCACAGCUACAGCCACCAUGGGCGCUGCAGGCGCGGGGCCUGACACAACAGCUUCUGCUACCGCUGCUACGUCCGCUGCUGCCACUGCUGCUGCCAUAGCUACUACCGCUGCGCCACUGCCGGUACCGAUGGUGGCGGAGGCGCUGCAGCGGCUGCAGCAGGCCCUGGCGGCGGCAGCUACUGGCGGCGGCGGCGGCGGUGGCGGCGGCGGUGGCGGCGGCGGCGGCGGCGGCGGUGGCGGCGGCGGUGGCGGCGGCGGUGGCAACAGCGCAGGAGCAGGCGGCAGUGGCGGGCCUGUGGCGGCACCCAUGGCAGGCGCGGUGACGGAGGGCUCGCAGCAGUGGCGCGCCGCGCUGCUGCUGAGUAGUGGCGAACGCCCCGCUGCCGGAGAGGAGCCGCAGCAGCAGCAACAACAACGGCGCUAGACCGCAUUGCGGGCGUUUUAAAUUGCCUAGGACGCUUGGUUGCACUGGCAAGGAAACAAGGGGGGAGACAGGUUCGACAUUGUGUGUGCAGAGUAUUGUAGCAAGCAGGUUGGCACGACGGGUGUUCGUGUGUUUACUGAGGAGGGGUGUGCGUGCGUGCAAUGCCGUGCCACUCCUGAAGAGAUCCGUGGGGGUUGCAGCCUUGCAGGUGUGUGUGUAUGUGUACGUGUGUGUGUGUGUGUGUAUAUGUGGCAGGUGACGCACACGUCCCUGCCUGACGCUAUUAGGAACUAUGAAUGGUAUCUAGUGAACUGCGAACUAGAGACUUCACGAAUGCACGAUGGGCUAACAACCUUUCGCGUUAUCAGGGAUGGAGAGAUUCCAAGAGGGGGCGGCAAUCAGGAGCGACCGAGCAUGUGGUGGGCUUGCGUGGAAUGUGGGGGCGGGAGUACUGGGUGGGGUCAACCCGGCAUCACAACGUGCCAGUCUCAGUGCACCAGCGCGCGUUGGUGUGUACCAUUGGGGACUGGUAUGGUUUGUGUGUUGACGCGAGCGAUGUGUGUGUGUGUGUGUGAAUGUGUGUGUGUGUGAAUGUGUGUGUGUGUGUGUGAAUGUGUGUGUGUGUGUGUGUACUCGUCUUUGUGUGCUGCGCAUGCAAGCCAAAUUCUACUUGAGCUGCGGUUGUUUUACAGAUGUCUACUUUACUUGCUCCAAGUCACAGAGGCAAGCACAUGGCUUACGUACUCGUUUGUGAUUUACUUCACUGGGACGUCAAGUCGAGGGAACGGAUGACAUGCUUGUUUGGGCCUAUCUAAUGGAGGGAGGGUCGUGGGGCGGGAUGAGGUGCAAGGCCGAAGGACAACGUGUGUGUUUUGAGUUCCGCAUUGCUUUCAGUCAAUAUGGUGGUACGGCGAUUGAGGGGUAGCUAUCGUGGGUAGCUAUAAUAUGGGCUGUCUUGAUGCCAUGCGUAUAUCUAACUAUGAAGGGGUACUAAGAGAUUGCCGUGGUUGACAGUCGCUCAGACUUGUUACUUGUUAGCAUUUUGAGUCAGGAAGGGUUCUGGGCCUCUUGGGAACUCGCAUUUUGACUUCGCGGGGUUGAACUGUUGAAGAGAUCGGGCCGGGUGGGGCGGUGAGGCAAGGCCCACGGCGGCGGCGGCGUAGUGCGUGUGGUGCGGGGCUCUCGGGCUGGAGGCCUGCCGGACUCAAAACACGCGUGUGCGCGUAAAUCUAUACUUGUGUGUGCCGAAGUCUAGAGGGAGCACACGGGAUGGCCUACGUAGGGCGUAUGUGAGCAUGUGCGUGUGCGUGUGCGUGUGCGUGUGCGUGUGCGUGUGCGUCGUGUGCGUGUGCGUGUGCGUGUGCAUGUGCGCUGUGCGUGUGCGUGUGCGUGUGCAUGUGCGCUGUGCGUGUGCGGGCAGGCGAGAGGUGGCACCCCCCGACCACCUGAAAUGCAUGCGCCUGUUUGUUUGGGGUUGGGACGCAUGCGGACAGACAUAGGCACGCCGCCGCGCCGAUCGGCGAGCCAGCAACCUGGGCACCUAUCGCUCCGUCUAGCCUUUCCAACAAGGGCUGCCCGGUGCCUUCCUGUGUCCCGGCGGGGGCCCAGCACGUUGCCUCUGCAGACUGCAGCGAGCCACUGCUGCGCCAUUAACUGUGUCACUGUGAUCGCUGUUGCGGUUUAUGGCUGUCGUGAUAGCUAUGGUUGGUUUGCGCUGUUGUAUGGCCCGUGUGCUAGCAUAUGGCUCGCUGCUGUCGUGCUGCGUCUGGCCCGUGUGUUUGCAACAUGAUACGGUACUGUGUGCGCGAAUGCUUCCUACUGCCACGCCUCACCGGUCAAGUCAGGGGGCCGGGUGGAGGCCAAUGCCACGUGCAGUGGUCUGUUAUCGAGAUCCUUUUAAGACUCACAAUGCGAUGGCCUACCUGCCUGGUCACACACUGACCUACUUGCGGCGCAGUGGCCGCAGCAGCACCGCCUGUACGAUAACAGCCGGAGCAGCCGGAGAGGUCGAGCUGUAUAAUCAAUGUCAGGCAAGGCUAUCCAUCAACACCCAGACGGCAUACAUUCAGACAUCCAUACGGCACACGAAGCUACGACAGCACAGCAGGUGGGGGGGGGGGGCUCCGCCCCACCCACGCACACUGUUCAUGCAGUCCGACGCCCCAGCCUCUUGCACGCAUUUGAUCGCCCAGUCGGGUUCCUACAGCACCACCUACAACCACGGCACCGCCAAAGGCAUGGCGCUAGCGCUUCACGUAUGCAGACGUUGCCGGUGGCCACAGCAGGCCAAGUCGCACCGGCCUUGACCCGCCAACCUCCCCGCCCGCCACACACAUCCUCUCGUCUUGCACGCACAAUACAUCGCUCUUGCGCGUUACAAAACACACACACACACACUGUUGCGGGUUCUGAUGGGUCUUGGUUUCUCCAGGAUUGAAUAAACUACAUCC